AAAGUCUAAACCCUCUUCCAAGUCUUCCUUCACCGUCCCUAUCUCCCAGUUCGCCGUACUCCGAAACAAUUCUUCUCUUACUGAGAGCGAGAGGCCUCUUACCUCGGUGUUUUAGAUCGCUAGGGUUCGUGCAUAUAUAUUGAGGUUGGUCCGAGGCUCUUGCUCAGGAGGACAGCUGAAGCAGAAUUUCUUACUCCUAUAAUAUUUCCCGUUCUUACUGGUUCGAGAAAGUAUAUGGCCGCUUCUCGUGAACUUGCGGCCGCAGCAGAGUUCCUACAAGGUAGUGGUAGGCAGAGUCUGUUUUUACAGAGAAAUUCUCCAGUUCGGCCUCCUCAUUUGCUAUGGGGAGCACUUCGGAAUCAAAGGGCGACCAGUGCCGGUGCGUCCGGUAAGAAAGGUUUUUCUUUGAAAUGCUCUGCUCAUUCAAAGCCUAGAGCUGUGGUUUCUGGGGGUUUAAGCAGCUCCGUGGAUGAGCUGUCGAACUUGAUUGAAAAACCUGCCCUGGAAGUUAUUCAUUUUUAUCGUGUCCCGUUGAUUCAAGACAGUGCAACUCUUGAACUGCUUAAGUCAGUGCAAACCAAGAUAACGAAUCAAGUUGUGGGUUUGAAGACGGAGCAGUGUUUUAAUAUUGGGAUUGAUUCCCAGAUUUCAGAUGAAAAGCUUUCUGUGGUCAAGUGGUUGCUAGGAGAGACGUAUGAGCCAGAGAAUUUGGGGACGGAGAGCUUUCUUGAUAAGAAGAGGAAAGAAGGAUUGAAUACUGUGAUAGUUGAGGUUGGUCCGAGGCUGUCUUUCACAACUGCCUGGUCUGCUAAUGCCGUGUCAAUUUGUAGAGCUUGCGGAUUGACUGAGGUGUCCAGAUUGGAGAGGUCCAGGAGGUACUUGCUUUAUAGUAAGGGUCCAUUGCAUGAUAAUCAAAUUAAUGAGUUUGCUGCUAUGGUCCAUGAUCGAAUGACUGAGUAUGUUUAUGCUCGAAAGCUGACUUCUUUUGAAACCAGUGUGGUUCCCGAUGAGGUUCGCUAUGUACCAGUUAUGGAGAGGGGAAGGGAAGCAUUGGAGGAAAUCAAUCAAGAAAUGGGAUUGGCCUUCGAUGAUCAGGAUUUGCAAUACUACACUAGGCUAUUUCGGGAGGAGAUUAAGCGUAAUCCAACAACUGUGGAAUUGUUUGAUAUUGCUCAGUCCAACAGUGAACAUAGCAGGCACUGGUUUUUCACCGGGAAGAUCGUCAUCGAUGGACAACCCAUGAAUAGGACACUCAUGCAGAUUGUGAAGAGCACUUUGCAAGCAAACCCGAAUAACUCUGUCAUUGGUUUCAAGGAUAACUCUAGUGCAAUUAGAGGAUUCCUUGUUAAGCAAUUGCGUCCGAGUAAGCCUGGUUCGACUUGUCCAUUGGAUGAAGCCAUUCGUGACCUUGACAUAUUAUUAACAGCUGAAACUCAUAAUUUCCCAACUGCUGUAGCUCCUUACCCUGGUGCAGAGACAGGUGUUGGGGGUCGAAUAAGGGAUACCCAUGCCACGGGAAUUGGGUCUUUAGUUGUUGCGGCAUUGGCUGGUUAUUGUGUUGGAAAUCUCAACAUUGAGGGGUCUUAUGCUCCAUGGGAAGAUCAAUCUUUCACUUAUCCUUUAAACUUGGCUUCAGCACUGCAGAUCAUCAUAGAUGCUAGUAAUGGUGCCUCAGACUAUGGUAACAAGUUUGGAGAGCCCUUGAUACUGGGCUACUUUAGGACUUUUGGAAUGAGACUACCUAGUGGAGAAAGACGGGAAUGGUUGAAGCCAAUUAUGUUCAGUGCAGGUAUUGGACAGAUUGAUCAUGCUCAUAUAUCAAAAGGUGAGCCUGAAAUAGGAAUGCUAGUCGUAAAGGUUGGAGGCCCUGCAUAUCGUAUUGGAAUGGGAGGUGGAGCUGCAUCAAGCAUGGUUAGUGGCCAGAAUGAUGCUGAGCUAGAUUUUAAUGCAGUGCAGCGUGGAGAUGCUGAGAUGGCACAGAAAUUGUAUCGUGUGGUCCGUGCCUGUGUUGAAAUGGGGGAGAAUAACCCGAUUCUCAGCAUUCAUGAUCAGGGUGCUGGGGGGAACUGUAAUGUGGUGAAGGAAAUUAUAUAUCCAAAAGGUGCUCAAAUUGAUAUCAGGGCAGUUGUAGUUGGUGAUCAUACAAUGUCUGUUUUGGAAAUAUGGGGUGCUGAAUAUCAAGAACAAGAUGCAAUCUUGGUGAGGCCUGAAAGUCGUGACCUGCUACAAUCAAUCUGUGAAAGAGAAAGGGUCUCCAUGGCUGUUAUUGGAACAAUUAGUGGUGAGGGACGUGUUGUCUUGAUCGACAGUUUGGCUAUUCAAAAGUCGCAGUCAAGCGGACUCCCUUCCCCUCCUCCUGCAGUGGAUCUUGAGCUCGAGAAAGUACUUGGGGACAUGCCUCAGAAAAGCUUUAAAUUCAACAGGGUGGUGCCCACUCUAGAGCCACUUGAUAUUGCUCCUGGGAUCAGUGUGUUGGAUUCUCUGAAGAGGAUAUUGAGACUUCCAUCUGUCGGCUCCAAGCGCUUCUUGACAACAAAAGUAGACAGAUGUGUUACAGGACUAGUAGCUCAGCAGCAAACUGUUGGUCCCUUGCAAAUCACUCUUGCUGAUGUUGCAGUCAUUGCACAGACUUACACUGACUUGACUGGAGGUGCAUGUGCCAUUGGGGAGCAGCCAAUCAAAGGCCUUCUAAAUCCUCGAGCAAUGGCAAGAUUGGCUGUUGGGGAAGCACUUACAAAUCUUGUCUGGGCAAAAGUUACUUCUCUAUCUGAUGUUAAAGCAAGUGGAAAUUGGAUGUACGCUGCCAAGCUUGAUGGAGAAGGAGCAGACAUGUAUGAUGCGGCUGAAUCUCUUUCAGAAGCAAUGAUUGAGCUUGGUAUUGCUAUUGAUGGGGGAAAGGAUAGUCUUUCCAUGGCAGCCCAAUCAGGCGGUGAAGUUGUUAAGGCUCCUGGAAAUCUUGUGAUAAGUGUCUAUGUCACAUGUCCUGAUAUAACGAAAACAGUAACCCCUGAUUUGAAGUCAGGAGAUGACGGCAUUUUACUUCACAUUGACUUGGCAAAAGGAAAGCGGCGGUUAGGUGGAUCUGCUCUUGCUCAGGUUUUUGACCAAGUUGGGGACGACUGUCCUGAUCUUGAGGAUGUUUCUUACCUUAAAAGAGUUUUUGAGGGUAUUCAGUCACUUAUUUCAGAUGAAAUGAUAACUGCUGGUCAUGAUAUUAGUGAUGGUGGUCUUCUGGUCUGUGCCAUGGAGAUGGCAUUUGCUGGGAAUUGCGGCAUGAAUUUGGACUUGACUUCACGAGGGACAAGUGUCUUCCAGACACUCUUUGCCGAGGAACUUGGUCUUAUUCUAGAGGUGAGCAAGAGGAAUUUGGAUACAGUAAUGGGAAAGCUCCAACAUAAUGGUAUUUCUGCUGAGAUCAUUGGGCAGGUAACAGCCUCACCCAGUAUACAAUUGAAGGUUGAUGAUGAAACUUAUUUAAAUGAGAAGACUUCUGUCUUCAGAGACAUGUGGGAAGAAACCAGUUUUCACCUCGAAAAAUUUCAAAGAUUGGCUUCUUGUGUAGACAUGGAGAAAGAAGGUUUGAAGUACAGGCAUGAACCUCAAUGGAAACUUUCCUUCACUCCUUCGUUUACGGAUGAGAAGUAUAUGACUGCAGCCUCAAAACCAAAAGUUGCUGUCAUUAGAGAGGAAGGAAGCAACGGGGAUAGAGAAAUGUCUGCAGCAUUUUAUGCAGCUGGUUUUGAACCCUGGGAUGUUACGAUGUCGGACCUCCUCAAUGGAAGCAUCUCUAUGAAUGAGUUUCGUGGAGCAGUGUUUGUUGGAGGGUUUAGCUAUGCUGAUGUACUCGACUCUGCAAAAGGUUGGUCUGCUUCCAUACGCUUCAAUAAGCCUCUUUUGAAUCAAUUUCAGGAGUUCUACAGGCGGCCAGAUACUUUCAGCCUAGGUGUUUGCAAUGGUUGUCAGCUCAUGGCUUUAUUGGGGUGGGUUCCAGGCCCCCAAGUUGGGGGUGUGCAUGGUGCUGGCGGAGACCCAUCACAGCCAAGAUUUAUCCACAAUGAGUCUGGUAGAUUUGAAUGCCGUUUCACAAGUGUGACAAUAGAAGAAUCACCUGCUCUAAUGUUCAAGGGAAUGGAGGGUAGUACAUUGGGUGUUUGGGCUGCCCAUGGGGAAGGAAGAGCAUACUUCCCUGAUGAUGGUGUUCUGGAUCGUAUUCUUCAUUCAAACUUGGCGCCAGUAAGAUACUGUGACGAUGAUGGGAAUCCUACAGAAUCUUACCCUUUCAAUGUGAAUGGGUCUCCCUUAGGUGUGGCAGCAAUUUGUUCUCCUGAUGGGCGACAUCUUGCCUUGAUGCCUCAUCCAGAGCGAUGCUUCUUGAUGUGGCAGUUCCCAUGGUAUCCGAAGGACUGGGAUGUGGACAAGAGAGGACCUAGCCCUUGGCUAAAAAUGUUCCAAAAUGCCAGAGAAUGGUGCUCCUGAGAUGGAUCAAAUUUUCCGCUGUCGCCAUUGGCCUUAGUUAUGUGUUGCAACUGCUUACUGAAACUUCGAGCAAUCUGCCUGUUGUAUAGUAUUCCAUCUCUGAAGCACGCCAGUUGAUGAUCCAGGCUCAUAGAACUUCAAGCGAAAUGGUACUUAUUUUCUGUUUCAGUCUUUUAAAGAUAAGACACCCAAGGAGUUUCAUUUCCUUGCCCGAUUUUAUCUGUCGAUUUGUGGCCUUUAAAUUUACUUUUAUAGUUCCUGUCAUUCCAUAUUUAUGCUUUGAUCUUCCAUAUUAUGAAGGCAAAAAACAUAAUAGUAUGAGGGUUUUGCUAUUUUUGAUGUUAUAUGUUUGCUCACUUGCAUAGAGUAGAGGACUUGAUGAUCCUUCAGCUACUUUUCCUUUCUUGAAAUUAUAGUUUGUCAAGCCUUCCUUUA
This is a messenger RNA of Tripterygium wilfordii, 4911 nucleotides long. Its product is annotated as probable phosphoribosylformylglycinamidine synthase, chloroplastic/mitochondrial. Gene Ontology annotation, biological process: 'de novo' IMP biosynthetic process. Bases 235 to 4476 code for a protein of 1413 amino acids. Gene Ontology annotation, molecular function: phosphoribosylformylglycinamidine synthase activity. Lineage: Eukaryota; Viridiplantae; Streptophyta; Magnoliopsida; Celastrales; Celastraceae. The record is from RefSeq and is a predicted model, not a curated record. The transcript is spliced from 3 exons.